Molecule: messenger RNA, 1349 nt
Organism: Anneissia japonica
Lineage: Eukaryota; Metazoa; Echinodermata; Crinoidea; Comatulida; Comatulidae
Product: CDGSH iron-sulfur domain-containing protein 2 homolog A-like
Exons: 3
Coding region: 99-509 (136 amino acids)
Biological process (GO): regulation of autophagy
Cellular component (GO): mitochondrial outer membrane; intracellular membrane-bounded organelle
Molecular function (GO): 2 iron, 2 sulfur cluster binding
Source: RefSeq, a predicted model, not a curated record
UUCAGUACCCUAUAUACCACCAGUUCUGUUUUUAUGGAAAGUGCUGGUUGCACUUAUAAUUAUAUUAUACUGUACUUAUAUAUUUAUGAACGCUGAUAAUGGAGUCUAUAAAGCUACUGCUGACGGUUACUUUUCCCAAUUAUCUUCAAAGCCUGCCCAUUCCCGAUACUUUAGGAGGAUUUGCUGACCUAACAGGUUCUGAUAUGUUGCGUCUAGUGCCAAUCAUUGGAACACUUGCUGCGGCAGUGUAUCUGGUAGUUUCAGCCAUGACGGCAAAGAAAGAUGAACCACCGCCACCACCUAAAGUUAAUUAUAACUGUGUUGAUGGAGACAAGGAUAAAGUUGUCCACUCAUUUGAUGUUGAAGAUCUUGGAAAUAAGACAUGUUUCUGUAGAUGUUGGAGAUCCAAAAAGUUCCCGUACUGUGAUGGCUCACACAACAAGCACAAUGACGCAUGCUGCGACAACGUUGGUCCUCUGAUCAUCCAGAAGCCGGAGAAAUCCUCGUAAUUCAGUUUAAAAUAACUCAAUAUGGGAUAGAUUAUUCAACCCAAUGCUUAAGAAUUAACCUUUAUAUUAACUGCAGGGACAUUAUUAUAAUAUGUAAUUUAUUAGUGUUGGACAAUUUCUGAUUUCAGUUUUCAAAAAAUCCAGAUUUAAAUCAAAGUACUGUAAUAUGCAAAAUCUACCUUAAACACUGAUUAAAAAAAAAACACCGUAGAAGUAAGCUACAGGAUUAUUUGAAAUUUUGGGUGCUUUUUAAACAGUAGGAUUAACAAAAACAACUACAGUUCUAAUAAUUACAGUAUUAGGUAUGAAAUGAAUUUAAUGCUACUAUACAUGAAAUGAAACAUUCUUCUUACAAAUUUAUAUUAAAUAUUGUUUAAUAUCUUUGUGUUAUUAACUAGUUGGGUGUGUAAAAAUAGUUUUUAUAGGCAAUCAUUUGAUUAUUUUGAUAUAGUUUCCUUUAUGUUGCACGAAGGCAUUGCCUAAUUAUAUGCUGAAGAUGAUUACUGUGUAUUGUGUUCAUUUGUUUGUUACACUAAACUGAAAUUAUUUCAUUGAAUGAUCAACUUGAAAAAUAAAAACAUUAUUAAUAUUCAGUGGCAUAUCUAUAGCACCCCCCUCCCCACCUUGCAAAAUUCUUGAAGUACAAUUAUUGAAAAGUUUCUGACAAUCUCAUUUAGACAAGACUUUUUUUAAGUCUUGCCUUACUUACUGAGGUGGUUUCUAAGGAGAUCUUGUUUCUGCGUACGAGGAGCCGUGCAUAUGGGCUUCUUUGCGUGGUAUUUUUGUAAAAUGAAGAUUAAAGUUGAAGAUUAACAUUAGAGGCCUUCAUAGUCCACUUUU